AUGCCGGAACGCCUCCAGAACUCGCCAGCACCGAGGCCCCGCCGCAUUGCUGGGGGUCUGGGAAAAGCCCUCCCACACCCUGCCGUCCUGUUCACCUCACCUUCUGGCGUGCCUGGUGCGAUGCUGGCAUUUCGUCUGGAUCACCUUUCCGACAAAGACCGCGUGUUCUCUGGGGGAGGGCCGGGGCGCGCAGUGGACCCCAGGCCCGGCGAGAGGCGACCUCAGAGCGCGCGCACCCCGCCCUCGCCCCACCUCUCCUGCAUCCCAGCCAACCUGGGCGCCCGACUGGCCGAGGGCGGGGACGGCAGCGCGCGGAGGGGCCGGGCGCUGGCCGCCCUCAAGGAGCAGCUGUCCCGUUUAAGGCAACAGGAUUUGGGGCUGAAAACCCACCUGGACCAGCUGGACCAGCAGAUCAGCGAGCUACAGCUGGAUGUGUGCAAGGGCGCCAGCGAGCUGCCAGACAGCGACAGCCGGCCCAGCUCAGGCUUCUACGAGCUGAGUGACGCCGCCUCCUGCUCGCGCUCCACCUCCUGCGCCUCCGUCUGCAGCGAGUCCGUCUCCUCCUCCCGCGGCAGCCUGCUGCCCGGCGCCCAGCGCCCCACGGCCCGACUCGGGGAGUACCGGCCGCGGUCAGCCGACGAGACCACUGUGCACAUGGCCCCCCCUCAGAGACCCCGCCUCGCGGAAGGCAGGGCGGAGGGCACCAGCGGGGCCUGGGGCAGGUUCAGACCCAGGCCCGUGUCCACAGGAGACCUUGAGAGGGUUGUGCCGACCGUGGUGGGGCCCCAGCGAGCGGGCACCGACGCCUGGUCCAGUUCCCCUCUCAGCCGUGGGGUCCCCAUCCUGCCGCACGUGGUGGACCCCAAGUACCAGAGUGACCUCGUGUCUCGGAGCGGCAAAGAGGUGUACCCCUACCCCAGCCCCCUGCACGCAGUGGCCCUGCAGAGCCCCCUGUUCACCCUGACCGAGGAGACCCCACAGGCCGGCGGCAGCAGCAAGCCCCCCAGGAACCCCUCUCCUGGCUCCGUGGGUGUGAGCUCGAUCCGGACCAGACCCAUCCCCGAGGCUAGCCCUGCGGGCGCCUACAUUAACAAGCUGCUGCGUGGGACUCGGGGCCGGGGAGGCCCCCUGAGGGGCGGCGUGGGUGAGCGGGCCACCCCCAGAUGUGGGGCAUCUUCAGCCCAGCAGGCAUGCAGUGGACAGAGUGUGGCUCGGGAGGGUCGACUCGAGAAGCUGGUCUGCUCUCUGGACAACAAGGAGGUGGAAGGUGUGACUCAGAUGGGGAGCACCCACGGGGGGAGCCCCACGCAGCCAGGAUCCGUGUCCCUGGUGGACACCCAGCAGCCUGCUGGCCUUCCAGAAGAUUCUGUGCCCUCAGAGAACUGCACCCUUGGGAAGACUGCCUGGGGCCCCCCUCUGCUGGAGCAGGAGCAGGAUGCCCCCACCUGCCCCCAGGCCGGGCCGCCUCACCCCACCUCCCAUUACUGGGAUGACAAGGCCGACUUGCCCUGUGGGAAACGGGGAACCAAGAGCCCCUCUGUGCUCUGGGGACAGCUCGUCCACACCCCGUUUGCUGCCACCCCUGAAGCCUACCCCACGCGGCUGAAAACAGGCAGCCCCAGGGUCAAGGCCACGAAAGUCAAGCGGAGGACGAGCAACAGGGCGCUGCGGUUUGGUAGGGAGGGGCCGAGGUUCCCAGAGAGGCAGUGGGGGGCCCACCUGGUGCCCUGGCUGCCCGCAAAGUGGGAGCCUUCCCACAGGCCCCAUGGGGAUGGCCAUCUCGGGGGAAGGGCGGCCAUGGCCGGGGAGGCGCCGGGCCGGUCCUGCUCUGAGACCAGUCUCUACCCUGUGCGCUUCUUGGUGCCCCUGGUGGCAGCCCAGCGGGAGAGCCACCGCGCGUCCGCCCAGGCCCUGUACCCACUAGGCGCCGCCCCCCUCGGCAUGGCGGCCGGCGGCUGGGCCAGGAGGAAGCAGCGCAGGUGGCUGUCCUCGGUGGAGAUCUCGGCCAGGGCCCGCCCCGCCGGCCUCCCUGCCCACCCUGGCCUGGGGCUCCACAGGCCGCCGGGCAGGAGGGCAGAGGGUCCCCGGGGCAGGCCCCCGCUGUCCAGGCCGGGUCCCUGUGCCCGCGGCGAGUCCCAGCACUCUGAGUCCUCGGCUGAGUGCGCCUCCGUCCUCCACUCCACCAUUGCCGAGACUAGUGAGGACGAGGGCGACAGCGACCACACCGCCAACCGGUUUGGGGAUGGGGAGUCCAGCGACAGCGAGGCCGAGACGGGCUGUAGCUUGGCGCCGGGCCAGGGUACGGCCGGGCCAGGGGAGCCCACGAGGCCUCCACCAGCUGCCCCACAGCUGCUACGAGCCAGCUCUGGGCCGAGGCCAUCCCCGGGGCCCAGACUGUGCCAUGUGAAGGCCUCCAGAGCCCUGAAGAAGAAGAUCCGCAGGUUCCAGCCUGCCUCGCUCCGAGUCAUGACCAUGGUGUGA
Messenger RNA from Trichechus manatus latirostris (Florida manatee), 2481 nucleotides. It is a transcript of the gene DACT2, whose product is annotated as dishevelled binding antagonist of beta catenin 2. Gene Ontology annotation, biological process: negative regulation of nodal signaling pathway. Bases 1 to 2481 code for a protein of 826 amino acids. Lineage: Eukaryota; Metazoa; Chordata; Mammalia; Sirenia; Trichechidae. The transcript has 6 exons. Gene Ontology annotation, cellular component: cytoplasm. The record is from RefSeq and is a predicted model, not a curated record.